This is a messenger RNA of Trypanosoma theileri, 1464 nucleotides long. RefSeq lists its product as uncharacterized. The record is from RefSeq and is a predicted model, not a curated record. NCBI's taxonomy places the organism in Eukaryota, Euglenozoa, Kinetoplastea, Trypanosomatida, Trypanosomatidae. The transcript has a single exon. The coding region runs from base 1 to 1464 and encodes 487 amino acids.
AUGCAGCCUUGCAGUGGCUGUCGAUUAACCGGCAGCACCGCGGCGCUGUUGCCUGAGGGGAAAAAAAAGAAAAGCCCCGCGGUGUUCGUCACGGCGCUGCUGCUCACACUACUUCUCUCCGACACCUCGCAGGAACACGGCGGGGCGAUCAGCACAGAUCUCACGAGUUGCCGCAGUCCAUCACUGCUGCAGCAACUCGCCUCCUUCGCGGCGCUGCGGGAAGUGGCGGAGGAGGAGCAGUUGGAUUGGGGCGCGCCACUCGUGCUCGGGCGGCAGAAACGCUACAGUCUAUGCGUACAGCCAAGCAACAGCGAAUAUCAACAUCAAGAUCAACAAGAAAAAGAAAAAGAAAGAAAGAAGGAAGAAGAAGAAGGAGAAGAAUUGGAGAGAGUCUCGGAUGAAUGUACAAGCGACUCCGCCACGGGAUCAUCGCGUCGACGGCCACAUCGUCGUCAACAUCGGCGAAAGAAAUCUGCCCAACAACAGGGAUGUGAUGAGCAUGAGAACAAUCAUCAUAAUAAAGAUAAUGUUGUUUGCCAAGGCGAUCAGAAGUAUGAAGAGGAUGGGAUGAGAAGUCAGAAAACCAUCAGUGGUUGCAGCACCAGUGCGAGUUGUGGAGAAAGCAGUGCGGGUUCACUGGAAUGUGUGGAAACACCGCGUGGAAGUCGUUUUUCUCUCACAAAUACACCCACUCUCUCUUCUCUUACGCAGUGUCUAUGGUCGCAGCUGCAUGUGAUGGAGAUUGCACUCAGCACACAAGAUAACAAUUUCCUGCACAUCACACAACGAUUCGUGCAGUAUGAGGCGAUGUAUCCAAUUGUCUACCGCACAGAUAUCAGUCGAGUAAUGGCCCCGCAGGAGGAGGAACUUCUCGCAGCGCCGACAACAGGACUGCAGUCCUCACGUUUCUGGUCCUGUCGAUCCUGCGGAAAGGCACAUGAUGUUGUGCGUGAGAGUUGUCUGCGGUGUCGACGGCAUGCCGGGCCGUACACAAAACUAUUUUUUGGCCAAACGAUAAAAGAAGUGAAUUGUGCUCGGAGUCUUUUGCGGCUUUUAUACGCCACACAUCCGGGAGUUGUGAUUCAUCGAAUUGAGGCCCAUGAGAAUGAAGAUGGACGUCAUCGUGGUUGUGCAUCUGUGUAUGUAUCUGUGGAUGCCGCUUCGGAGUUGAUAUCUAAAUUAAAUGGAAAUGUUUUCUUUGACUCCAACCGUAUAUUUCCCUCUUCUUCUUCUUCUAAUGAUGAUAAUAAUAUUAAUAUGGAUGGAUUGUAUGUGGAUUAUGUAUACACAUCUCAACGGCCGUGGCUGGAGGCACUCAUUGCUGCCAGAACUUCACAGCGGCAUCAUAAUAACACUAUGCCGUGGGGUGCACUCGUGGUGGAGGAAUCAAAAGGAAAGGCGCACAGCACAACAACACCAUCAAUAAAAAUAAAAAAAAACAUCAAAAACAACAAAUCAUUAUGA